GUUCCUGCACUUGGCAAUCAUCCAUGAAGAGAAGACUCUGACCAUGGAAGUGAUUCGGCAGGGGAAGGGAGACCUGGCCUUCCUCAACUUCCAGAACAACCUGCAGCAGACUCCACUUCACUUGGCUGUGAUCACCAACCAGCCAGGAAUUGCUGAGGCACUUUUGGAAGCUGGCUGUGAUCCUGAGCUCCGAGACUUUCGAGGAAAUACCCCUCUACAUCUUGCCUGUGAGCAGGGCUGCCUGGCCAGUGUAGGAGUCCUGACACAGACGUGCACACCUCAGCAUCUCCACUCCAUCCUGCAGGCCACCAACUACAAUGGCCACACGUGUCUGCACCUCGCCUCCAUCCAUGGCUACCUGGGCAUCGUGGAGCAUUUGGUGUCUUUGGGUGCCGAUGUCAAUGCCCAGGAGCCCUGCAAUGGCCGGACAGCCCUCCACCUGGCAGUGGACCUGCAGAACCCUGAACUGGUGUCGCUCCUGUUGAAGUGUGGUGCUGACGUCAAUAGAGUGACCUACCAAGGCUACUCCCCCUAUCAGCUCACCUGGGGCCGACCGAGUACCCGGAUACAGCAGCAGCUGGGCCAGCUGACCCGGGAAAAUCUUCAGAUGCUGCCCGAGAGUGAGGAUGAGGAGAGCUACGACACAGAGUCAGAAUUCACGGAGGAUGAGCUGCCCUAUGAUGACUGUGUAUUUGGAGGCCAACGUCUGACAUUAUGAGUGGAAAGUGUCAAAAAGAACAUGGACUUGUAUAUUUGUAUAAAACAAGAGUUUUAUUUUUCUAAAAAGAAAGAAAAGAAGAAAAAAAAGAAAGAAAGGGAUAUACUUACCACCACACUGCACACAGCCUGCCCCCAAGCAUCUUACUCUGGUGAUGGCAGAUUGUUAUUUUUGUGAAAUGGGGAAACAGAUCAUUGGAAUUCAAAGAAAAUGUCUUUUAAAGCUCACAUUCGUGAGGUUUUGGGAGGUGGUUUUCCAGACUGAUGAAAGGGACCACAUUCUAUUUAUUGUGCUUUUGACUGAACGGUAGAUCUGGUAGCUGAGCCUGGUAUGUCCUCACAUGUAGAACCAGGUGUUGAGUGGUAUGUGCUAGUCACUCCCGACUGAGGUUUUUGUUACCCUCUUGUAAAUGUUGUAUAUGGUGUAUUUUGUUGGUAAUUAUUUUGGUACUUCUAAGAUGUAUAUUUAUUAAACAGAUUUUUACAGACA
Messenger RNA from Cricetulus griseus (Chinese hamster), 1207 nucleotides. The record is from RefSeq and is a predicted model, not a curated record. NCBI's taxonomy places the organism in Eukaryota, Metazoa, Chordata, Mammalia, Rodentia, Cricetidae.